AUGUCAUCCUUCCAAAAAAUUCAAUCAGACAUUCAGGCUAGUCAAACUCAGCUGCCGCAUUCUAUCCAUGCCAUUGCCAAGCACAUCCCGAGGCUCUCGGAGCUUUCUUGGUUUGGGUGCAAUGAUGAACUCUCGGAACCAAGUAUAUCUGCAGAGUGCAUAACUGAUAUUCUUGCCAACAAUUUCAAUCAAAUGCAUCAGCAAAUCGAAGACCUGCAAGGCACGAUAAACGAUCUUUUAGACGAAAACAAGGCCCUAAAGGUUCAGAUGUCGACAAAGAUUGAAGAAUCAAUAUCCCUGCUACAGAAAAUCUGCAAAAUGAAUAUUGAUAUACAAACAAGUCUUAACGAAAAAAGGGCAAUGGCAGAUGAAGUUGACAAGCUGCGAGCGCAGAUUGCCGGGCGUCCGCCAGGAAUGCUUGAGACAACCCAAAGAGGCAUCAUCAUCAGCAAACUACUAUCUAGAUCAGAGUCUAUAUACGAGAAUUACAAUGCAAUCCAAGAGGAGGGAUUACCUAAUUCCAAAAUUGAGAAUGCUGCGUCUGAUUUAAAGAGUCCUUUGGACAGUAUCCUCAGUGCUGAUGAGGCUCGAAGGCUGUUUCAUUCCUUUCAAGAUUGGUUUGACGAGCAAGAUCUGGAUUCAAUAUCAUUGCGCCGUUGCUCAGUUUGUCGCAAGAUGAGGUUCGAACAAGCCACGCCCAAUAUUUCAUACCCUUUAGUCGACGAAUUUUCCACAAGUCUCCGACGGCCUAUCACCUGUAGGACUUCUGUCUGCUUGGUCUGCUAUCUUGAAUCUGUUCUCAAGUCUAUACAGGGACUACCUGAAACUUGGUGGGAAAUGUCGGGGUUAACAGUUCUGAUACCAUGUCCGUGCGGUGCCUGUUCGGCUGAUAUCGCUAUCCAGGAUCGUGGGACUUUACAGAGACUACUUAGACUCACGAAAGUCCAGGAUGCAGACGAAAAACUGAGAAUAUAUGAUACAGCACAGCAUCUUGUGUCAGUACUAACCAGCCUUGAUCCGCAGCCAACUUUAGAAGCACGUCAAGUAGCCAAGCGCCUACAUCAACACCUUACUUCGAAUGGUAUCAUGAAACCACUGUUUGAUCUUGCGAUCUCAGAACUACAUACUCUGGAAGAGGGUGUACCACACGACGUGAACUCCAGCCUCGUUCAGCUCCUCGAGCUGAAUGGCACUGACGAGGUAUUGCGUGUCCCCAUCUUCACACAGCUUCUGCAACGAGAACAGUCUCCGGUUGAAUGUUCUAUCUGCACUGAACCUGUCUAUGAUCUAAUUGGCGAAGCCUUGAGCAAAUGGGAUACCAUUUGCAGUGAUUACGAUGGGGACUGGAAGUGGAAGGUUCUUCCUUUCCCUCUCAAGCUUGAACAGAGGUGCUCUCAUACUGUUGGCUUCUGCACGGAGUGCUUAGAGAACUACAUUGAAGCCCAGCUUGAUCAACAUGGAAGAGCUGGAUGCCAUCUACUUACUUGCCCUUCUUCCGAUUGCGGUCGGCGACUUGAAUACGACGAGGUGAAACUAUAUGCGCGACAAGAGACAUUUUCGAAAUACGAUGAAUACUUGAAACUAAAGGCUUUAAGCAAGUUGCCUUCUUUUCGAUGGUGUCUUGCUGAAAACUGUUCCUAUGGUCAGAUACAUGACCUAAUCGAGAGUAACCACGUCUCAUGCGAGGAAUGUGGCUACGAGAUGUGCUUUGAGCACCAAAUGAAAUGGCAUAAUGAUUUGACCUGCGAAGAGUUUGAUAGCAUGGAGGAGAAUGGAGACCCUCGGUUCCGUGAAACUCGAGACUGGGUAAAUGCCAACACCAAGCAGUGCCCUUCAUGCGGAGUCAAUACACAGAAAGGCCCAGGUUGCUUUCACAUGACUUGUUACUGGGGAGCGUGUACCUAUUAG
Messenger RNA from Fusarium oxysporum Fo47, 1908 nucleotides. Its product is annotated as BRcat and Rcat domain-containing protein. Gene Ontology annotation, biological process: protein polyubiquitination; positive regulation of proteasomal ubiquitin-dependent protein catabolic process; ubiquitin-dependent protein catabolic process. Lineage: Eukaryota; Fungi; Ascomycota; Sordariomycetes; Hypocreales; Nectriaceae. Gene Ontology annotation, molecular function: ubiquitin conjugating enzyme binding; zinc ion binding; ubiquitin protein ligase activity. The transcript is spliced from 4 exons. The coding region runs from base 1 to 1908 and encodes 635 amino acids. The record is from RefSeq and is a predicted model, not a curated record. Gene Ontology annotation, cellular component: ubiquitin ligase complex; cytoplasm.